Messenger RNA from Cuscuta campestris, 2508 nucleotides. Lineage: Eukaryota; Viridiplantae; Streptophyta; Magnoliopsida; Solanales; Convolvulaceae. The record is from the annotation of a GenBank genome assembly.
AUUCAUUCCGAUCUUCAUCGGCGAUGCACGGUAGUCUAUUGCGUCUUUAGAAUAACCGCCUUCCGUUGAUUCCUAGGGAUGCUUUCAAUUUCUCCUCCGCCAUUUCCGCCCCCUUCGGCGCGGCUUGUUCCGCACCACCACAGGCUUGUCCUCUCCAACGAGAAAUUUGUUCCUCCGUUUGCCCGUUCGUCCUCGAUUUGCAGCGCUAAGUCACCGGUUUGCUGCCGCUGCAUCCGCGGCGGCGCGGAUCCGUCGCCGUCGGAGUCAGAAGAAGGCCCGAGCUGGAAGUGGGACCUGGCGAUUUUGGAGGCGGUUAAGAAUGUGAUGAAGCGAUUCAAUGAAUUCGUGAGUCCAAAGCGGAAUGAGGAGAGCGUCGGAAUUGUCAAGGCGAAGGUUGCUGAAGAGGAGGAGGAAUGGGAUUGGGUGCGAUGGAAAGAUCAUUUCUCCCAGGUGGAGGAUCAGGAACGCAUUAUUUCGAAUUUAAAGUCACAGUUAGCUGGAUAUAUUAAUAGAGAAGAUUAUGAAGGGGCGGCGAGGCUUAAGGUAGCUAUAGCUGCUGCUGCUGCAAAUGACACUGUAGGCAAAGUGAAGUCUCAAUUCAAUGACACAGUGGAGGAAGAGCGGUAUUCGGAUGCUGCCUGGUUACGUGAUAAUGCCGGCACUGGAUUGGUGGGAUGGUGGGCUGGAAUUUCAGAUAGUGAUCCUUAUGGGCACAUUAUCCGUAUAAGUGCUGAGUAUGGAAGAUAUGUGGCUAGAAGUUAUACACCAAGACAGCUUGCCUCUUCAAUGGAUGGUUCCCCCAUCUUUGAGAUAUUUCUGACAAUGAAAAAGAAAAACAAAUACAAGCUGCAGGCUGUCUACUUAAAGCGGAUAGUAGCUGCUCGGGAUUCAACAAUUUCUUCCUCCAAAGCAUCUGCUGCUGCGAGUAACUUGGACACUCUGAGUCCAACUGAAAAUAAAAAUGAUCUUUUUGGAAACGACAAUGAAUUUCCAGAAGAUGACGAGGAUAGUGAUGAUGAGUCUGGUUUUGUGAAUGCAUUACGAGAUAUGAUUCCUGGUAUGAAGGUCAAGGUUUUGAAAGUAACAGCUCCAGCUAAGGCGGACCGAGAUUUAUUUUCGAAGAUGAUUGAACAAAUAAUUGAAGAUGAAGAUGAAGAGGAAGAUGAAGAAGAAGACGAAGAGGAAGAAGUUAGGGAAAUAGACACUGAUAUAGGAAGUGUGGGUGCCGCAGAGGAAGUUGAAGAUAAAAGCAGCACGGAGCAGAAUGCAAUUGAAAUCAAUACAAAUCGUGGGACUGGUGAUGGUGAUGAACAAAGCCAGAUUUCUUUUAAGGUUUUUGUCAGUGGCCCUGUACGGAAAGUCUCAAGUGAUGAUCGCAAUAACGUUUUUCUGCGUGUACCGGCUAGGUUGGAAAGAAAGGGUCAUUUAACAUUUACUUUUACUAUAGAGGAAGACAAUUUACAAACUUCUGGCAGCAAAGAAACUUUGCCAAAUAGAAAUCCAAAAUUCCAGAGUCAACGGAGUGUAGACCAUCUAAUGCUUGAUCUUGCAAAGUCUAUUGCUAGGGGAAAAAUCCCUACAAAGGUGCUUAAAGAUGUGAGUGAGCUGUUAACUCUUACUCUAAAUCAGGCUAGAAGUCCCCAACAAUUGCCAAAAUCAACAACUUUUAGUCGCAUUGAGAUCCCCUCCUCUCAUGACCCAUUAAAUGGCCUAUAUGUUGGUGUACCUGGUAUUCAGUCUUCAGAAGUGAUCCACCUAAGGCGCAGAUUUGGCCAGUGGAAAGAAGAUGUUAAAACGAAGGAGUCACCUAUGGUUCAAUUUCAUGAAUAUGUUGAGGCUGUAAAAUUAACUGGAGAUUCUAAUGUGCCUGCUGGCCAGGUUGCCUUCCGUGCAAAAAUUGGAAAACAAUAUCAACUUCCACAUAAAGGGAUUUUUCCAGAAGAAUUUGGGGUGAUUGCUCGGUAUAAGGGGCAAGGAAGGCUGGCCGAGCCAGGAUUUCAAAAUCCUCGAUGGGUUGCCGGAGAGCUAGUAAUUCUGGAUGGAAAGUACAUCAAAGGAGGGCCUGUCGUCGGGUUUGUAUACUGGGCCACUGAGUAUCAUUUCUUGCUUUUCUUUCAUCGCCUAAGGCUGCCAGAGUAGAUUACAACUGCACAUGCAGGUCGAUCUGUUUAUUCUUUCCUCAAAUUUUGAAGGUCAAUUUCAAAGGGCCUUCUGACUUGAGUUGCAGAUUCAGAAAGCUAAGUUUUGAUGUAAUAUUAGUAUUUGAAUAAUCAUAAGUUUGCAUUUCUUUUUUCUAUUUCUACACAGUCCUGAAAUUCUCAGUCCAUUUAGUUUUUUUUGUUUUUUUUUGCUCUAACUCAUAAUUACAAUAAUGUAAAUAUGCUGCUGUUAGUAUAUAUAUUUUGGCAUUAAUUAUAUAUUGGAAGGAAUGAGAAACUUUGCUCCAAAUGCACUGGUUGUUACAAUGUAUGCUAAAUAGAGUAUUCCCAAUAUAUGAGUUUGUACCGU